Messenger RNA from Carassius gibelio (silver crucian carp), 1045 nucleotides. RefSeq lists its product as uncharacterized. Bases 143 to 856 code for a protein of 237 amino acids. The transcript is spliced from 6 exons. Lineage: Eukaryota; Metazoa; Chordata; Actinopteri; Cypriniformes; Cyprinidae. The record is from RefSeq and is a predicted model, not a curated record.
GCAGGAGAGGCCAGAGGCAAGAGGUCCUGUUGACCAAUACGGGUGUGUCAGGUGGGGCCCAGCAGAUUUGCCAGAGGGGGAGACCGAGGCAACAUUGGAGAAUAUAAAGAGGGAUCUGCUGAACAUCUACUCAGGGGAAGGAAUGAGUGGGGCAGAGAGAGCAGAACCAAUAAUGGAAAAGACAUGCAUCAUCCUGCGGAAAUACCUUAACAAAGUGCCUGCUGCAGCGAUGUCUGAGAUCAAACAGGAAUGGCCAUUUCUCUUCUCUCAGAAAUGCCUAUUCUCGCACUUUAACCUCCUGAUGGACGUUGAUGUCCUUCAGAAGCUACAGGAGGAAAUUAGUCGAAGAGGACAGACCAUCCUGGAUUACUGUGCAACACUGGACAACCCAAAGAUCCGUGAUGUUCUGGCCUGCUAUGAUCCAGACUCUGACAAGGCUGCCUGCAUCCUGCUGCUCCUAAUGUUGUACUUCAAAGAGCCGAAAGAGAGUUUGAUGCUUGAAGUUCAUCCAUGUGCCACUGCUGUGGGCGUCAAUACUGCAGAACUCCCCGGAACCCCGUGCUUGAUCAUUCAAGGUGACAUGAUGAAGCCCUCUGGAUGGCUUAUAUCCAUCGAAGGACAUGUCGUGAUGGGCCCACACCCUUUAUUUUUACAUGGAGUAGCUGCUUUCUUCAGCAGCUAUUACGUAUUCAACCUUGAGUAUCCUACCGCUGGAUCUUCGACACUGGAGUUCAUUCAAAGGUGCUUCCUGGGCAUCAAUCCUGAAAGAGGCUCAAAGACCAAGAAGCGGACAACAAUGAACCCUCAUGUGAGCACCCUUUUGAGGAAACUUAUUGACUUUGAGUGGGCAUCAUAGUUUUUUUUUUUUUUUUUUUUUGCAGCGGUAGUUGUCAGGCUCAGUUUUGAGUAGCCUUGUUCUUUUUGUAAUUUUUCCAGACAACUUUGCACUACAAUGCUGCUGCAUGUGACUCUUGAAGUACUUGGCAUCUGCUAAACAAAUGAAAAUAUUUUUUUCUUAAUAAAUAUGCCAUUGGGCUAACGUUGA